UUGUAAGGCGUUGUGAUGUGCGUGCAAUGUGAAGGUAAUAAAGACACCAUAUGUAGUAUCAUUAAAAGGAUGAGCAAAUGGAGUAACUUGGCUUCUACCUGCGAUGAAUAAGGACCGAUCGGAACCCAGGCUGGAGGUAAUCACUGGGAAUCAAAAUGAUACGGGUUCUUUUCGAGGGUAUGUUUUCUUCCCGUGGCCCAGUGCAUCUGAAUCUGACACUGAAAUAUGUUGCGAUUCUGACAGGAAAUAUGUCUUUGCAUCAUCAAGUGAAACAUCUGGCGUGACUAUUGUGUUCGAGCAAUGCGAUGGAAUCCAAGGGGGAGAAACAAUGUUUAAGUCAAAAUCAAACAUGGCAGAGAGUACCGAAUAUAUUGAUGAGGAAGAAACACCGAUGGAGCCAUGCAUGUGGUUGCCAGAACCUGAAAUGCAAGAGGCGGUACUCUCAAGGGGGAUGGAAAUUUCAUCAUCAAUAUUGAAUCACAAGUUAAGUGAACAAGAACAUGGACCCAACACGGAUUUGAAUUUGCUUACAGCUGCAUAUGUUUCCAUGGACUCCAGUGUUUCCCCUUCACACGGAGAUUUCAUCGUACCUGAUCCUGCUAUUUAUAAACAACGCACCCCUUUGGAGAAUACUGUCCUGCACUUAGCAGCUGCCUAUGGAAAGAAUGCAAUGGUAGACAAUAUAGCUCAACAAGCUCCCUAUCUUUUUACAGUGACUAACAGCAAUUAUGACACCGCACUGCAUGCUGCUGCAAGAGCAGGCCAUGCCUCUACCAUUCAAAAUUUCUUGAAUACUUGGUUGCCUUUUAUAAGACGUGAGACAGACGGUCAUCCUAAAGAUCAAUUCACUUUGCAAAUGAUGCUCUUGGUGUCUUUGACUUUGUUGCGAAACAAGCAAGGAAACACUUUCUUUCAUGAGGCAUUUAUGGUUAAUGCCCAAAAUGGGGAUAAGAUUUUCAGGGCUUUUCAAGAUUCUUUCAUUACAGAUGGUUUAGAGAUGGAAGCUGAAUUUAAGAAAAUUGUCAAUCAUUUAGCAGUAUUUGCAGUCAACAAGGAAGGGAAAUCAUUAUUGUACGUGGCCACUGAGGUUGGUUGUAAGCAAGUUGUUGAUCAACUAUUGGAUAUUUGCAUCGAACAUGACGUCAAGCCUCAAGGAAAAUCUCCUUUUCUUCCGGCACUUACCGAGAGAGAUAUGGAUAUGUUGCAAACCAUUCUGAUCAAGAAACCAAAUUGGAUACACUUAAGAAAUGAAGAAGGAAGGCUUGCCCUCCACCAAGCAGCAUCUAUAGGGUACCAUGAAGCUGUUUCCUACUAAGUAAAGAAAUGUUCUUCAUGUACCAUUGAAAGGGACAACCAUGGCUUCUUCCCUAUUCACUUGGCAUGUAUUAGAGGUCAUGUCAAAGUAGUUGAAGAGCUACUAAAAUACUAUCGAGAUCCCACAGAGCUGCUUGACAAAAAUGGUCGAACUUUGCUUCACGUUGCUGGUAAAAGUGGAAAAUAUGAGCUUGUUAGGUACAUCCUCCAACAUCCUAAACAUGAGAUUAUGAUAAACCAGAUAGAUAAUGAUGGGAAUACUCCUUUGCAUUUGGCCACCCUUCACUGCCAUCCCAAAAUUGUGCAUUCGUUGACCUGGGACAACAGAGUUAAUCUCGCUGUGCUAAACCAAGAAAACCAAACAGCUCUAGACAUUGCUGAACUAAGGCAUGGCAAAAAUCCAUCCAUUG
Neltuma alba is the source of this 1724-nucleotide messenger RNA. RefSeq lists its product as uncharacterized. Gene Ontology annotation, molecular function: protein binding. The record is from RefSeq and is a predicted model, not a curated record. Lineage: Eukaryota; Viridiplantae; Streptophyta; Magnoliopsida; Fabales; Fabaceae. Bases 104 to 1315 code for a protein of 403 amino acids. The transcript is spliced from 5 exons.